Messenger RNA from Cladophialophora immunda, 4288 nucleotides. RefSeq lists its product as hypothetical. Gene Ontology annotation, biological process: transmembrane transport. The record is from RefSeq and is a predicted model, not a curated record. Bases 1108 to 2148 code for a protein of 346 amino acids. The transcript has 2 exons. Gene Ontology annotation, molecular function: transmembrane transporter activity. Lineage: Eukaryota; Fungi; Ascomycota; Eurotiomycetes; Chaetothyriales; Herpotrichiellaceae.
CUUUGUUGGUACGCCAGCCCUACGGGUAUGGUUUCGUCUGGAAACUGCGCCCCCCGCCGAGCCUAUCCGAGGCCCAUCCACGUUGGGUUUCCCUUUUUCCCUGCUUGGUCCUGGUCAGUGGUCAUGCUCACCCACUGGGCAUCGCAGCAACUACGGGGAUGUCCACAGUUUCUCUAGCCUCACUGCGUCGCACGCGAACUCCCUGCAAGAAUGGGAACCAGAUACCCCCUCUCCCGAAAGUCUGCUCUCUCUUGCCACCUACUGCCUGGUCGCCCGCGCUCCCGCACUCGCGACCUGCGUCUCAGGGCACGCAUGACAUUGCUCACCAGCAGUAGCGCAGUCCUGAAAAGGACUUGGUGCUGAUCAACUUUUUUGACCUGCUUGUCGAAGCCCUAGCACGCCGCCGAGAUGCUUGGAACUUGCUGGCGGGUGUCCAGUCGACAUAUCUACUCUUGCGCCCCGUCCCAUCUUCCUGCCUCAACCUAGUCACCGCUGCCCACAAUCUACAUCAAGAUGAAGAAGCCAGACGCGAUAGAAAGAAACUACAGUGCCCCGGGGACCUUGGUCGAGGAAGAGAUUGGAACAAUCGACGGCCAUGGAACAGGGCGAGAGUGUCUGAAUCCCCGGCCAUCGGAAGAUCCGCAGGAUCCUCUGAACUGGCCUCUAUGGCUCAAGAUUCUCAUACUGACCCAGGCAUCCCUUCUUGCCGCAAUUGGCGGUCUGAACACUGCUGCAAUCAACCCCGCAUUGGUAUUGCUGGCCCAAGACUUUGGGAUCAGCAAAGUUGCCGCUUCGUAUCAGACGUGAGUCUUAUCUUGACAACACCUUCGCCCGCCAACAAACUGACUUGCUCCAAGCACGGUCUGUAUAGCCCUCAACGGAAUAGCCCCUUGGCUAUGGAUCCCACUUUCGAACAAAUAUGGUAGAAGACCGGUCUACCUGGCUACAACCUUCUUGGGCUUCAUUUCCUCCUUGGGCUGUGCCUAUACCCAAUCUUUUGGCCAACUCAUUGCGGCCAGAGUCUUCAAUGGGUUCUUUCCGGUCGCAUUUGCCCUGGGUGCUGCUACUGUCACGGAUCUGUUUUUCUACCAUCAGCGCGGCAGAGCUAUGGGCUUCUUCACUGUCACGAUGGUGAACGGGAGCCACCUCGCUCCCAUUGUCGGAGGUUUACUGGGCGAAUACUGCGGCUGGCGAUGGAUCUUCAAAUUCGUGGCUAUCGUCGACGCGAUCAUGUUGAUUACUGCCUUCUUCUGUCUUCCAGAGACACUAUACCUCAGGAAAAGGUGCGUCGAUGUGUCGAAGCCGGACUUGCUCAAGCUGCCCACCGAACAUCGACCUCGAUUCACUAAAGAAGUCUACCUCUCCCGCUUGCGACUUCGUUCAAAUUUCCCUGAACUGAGACUGAGACCUAGUCAGUUUGUGCUUCCGGCCCUGAAGAUGGCCAAAUAUCCCUCAGUGCUAUUUCCGGCCCUCUACUACGCCACCAUGUAUGGUUUUGCGUCCAUUCUGCCCGCGGUGACUGUCGCCGCAAUCUUCACAGAGUUCUUCCAUUGGAACACCCUGACUAUCGGCCUCACUUACGGCGCAUCUCUCACAAUCGGAGGAGUCCUCGGCGAGUGUGUCUCGGGCUGGGUCGUUGAUCGCAUUGUCAAGCGAGAGCGAACGCGACUAGGCCGCGAUCCGGAACCGGAGGUUCGACUCAAAGCCAUCUGGGUGGGCGAGGUCAUCGUCCCGGCUGGGCUUUUGAUCUAUGGCUUUUGCCUGCAAUACCGCACAGCGUGGAUUGCGCCCAUACUCGGGAUGGGCAUCGCAUGCUUCGGGCUGCAAAUCAUCACGACGACGACGUACACCUAUGCGAUUGAUUGUUACCGCACAGAGAGCAGUGAGGUUGCGCAGCUAUUCAACUUUAUCCGUCAGGAAAUUGGUUUCACUUUCGCCUUCUAUGUUGUCCAUCUAGGGAACAAGAUCGGGUACCAGUGGACGUUCCUCAUGUUCGCGCUCAUUGGAGGGAUCCUGGCCUUCAUACCAAUGCUCUUCGUUGUGUUCAAGGGAGAACAGUGGAGAAAGAGACUUGGUAAACCGGUGGGCGUCAAUGUUCUGGACAACAUGAUGGGCACAGGGGACCAGCAUGAUCAUGUCUCUGGAUGAAACAACCUGAGCAGGGCAUAAGAACCAGACAUGUGGCACGAGACAUGGCUUAUGAAAUGCACAGGGUGAUGGCAGACUUGCAUGGGGAUUCCAAAAUCCCAUGUCACCGGGAGCAGCCCUGUCAAGCAGUGCCUCAGCUAAUGCAAGUCAUCUGCAAUCUUGCACCAGAUCUCUGCAGGGCAGGUGCAGCACGACUUCGGCACGACCCCGCGGGAAUCACGGCUCUCAGGGCUGCACGUCACUUGUACAUAUACAUAUACGAGGUGACAUCUCACUAACAGAUCUGGGGGACCCGAUGGUGCAAGCCCGAACUGAGGAUGGCGCCAGCUGGCCGGGUGUUCUGCGUGGGAGGGUUGUGUCCUUCAAGCUUCUUGCUGGAUCCCGGAGAUUUCGCUGGUACACCCUCCCCUCCCCUUAGCUGGGACCCCCCAAUAGGUGUGGAAGAUGGUCCGCCCGGAGGGACUCCGGAGCCCAUCAUCAACCAACCACCAGUCUAUCUUUCGUCGUUUAAACUUCGGACAGAUUAGAAUCAGCUCUGCUGAAGAACCUUGCAGCGGCACGCCCGUGGGAUAUCCGUUUAUUUCCGCCUGGACCUGUUCUUGUGCCGUCCAGCUGCAUUCAAUUGAGCUAGUCUUGGUCGUAACGGCGCAGUCCGCGAGAGGGCGGGCAUAAAACGGCAAGGGAAGGCGGUUCUACCACCUGAUGCUGCUCAACUGUCUUCGAUACAUAAGACCCGCAAGCUCUCGAUAUAAAGAUCCUGAAACGUCCUGCAGAAUCUCGAUUCUCAUGUUAUGCAUCACCCUGUUCUCGCCAAGCAGCGAGCUUCUGAAUGUAUGCCCGUUGUCAGGACCAUUCAUGGACCUAGUUGAUCGAGCAUGUAUCAAGCAGACUCGGAUGCCUGGUCUUUGUGUUGCCUCUCAAAGAACAUCGACAUCAAGUACCUGGUAAACGCGCAAAACUCUUUUUCGAUGAUGGGCAACCAAAAAGCAUAAAAAGUCCAAUCUCUGAAGUCCAAAAUAUCGAGAGUUUGACCUCUGAUUUGCCAAUCUCAUUGAACAAAGAAGGGGAUGACAGGGCAGCCUUGAGAGCUUUUGGGCUUCUCCUUGUCCACAACCUAGGACGAAACGGAUUUUCUCUACUACGGCCGGAAAUCUGGCAAUGUUAACCUACCGAGUACUUUUACAUGGUGUGUCUCUUUGAGACAACUGGGCCCACGGCGGCAUGUCAUACCGGACCGUCGAUGGCCAUGUUGCUGUGCUAUUGCUCCGAGGGAAUUUCACAUGACCAGACCGAAUGGGACUGAGGAUUAUGUGUCACAAUACUACUCGUACGUGCCACAGCCGACAGUUCUCGAGUCAUGACAAGAGUGGAGAUCCCUGUCUACUACAAUGUCGAGCAGCAGGGUUGCCGGAACAUGGCCGCGCUCCGAGGUUCGAGAUAGCCGCGGCGGCAAGAGGCCUUGCGCUCUCGCGUUCUUGGAAUCUCGAAGCUCUCGAAAGUCCCUGGUUGAACCUCGAAGCUUUGGCGUGGGUGAUAAGACCUCUGUGGGGUCCCGGUUAGCGCCCUAGACUGCGAGAUGAAGCUACCUGGUCAGGACAAAUUUGAGCUCGGAAGAGUCCGAGCGGAAGGGCGCCGCCAAUCGAGAUCGCUUUCUAAGUGUACGCAGACAGAGAAGCGCUCUUGGUGGCUAUCCCCGACGGACGAGUAGGAGGGUGUCUCUCCACUUUGAGGUUUCGGGAAACGUGCCCGCCAGCACGCGAGAAGGACAGGCAUUGCGUGGAGAGCAGGCUGGCCUACCUGGGCAGGUGGUGUCUUCCAAUAAAGGACAAGUCCAAAGUCAGUGUCAGGACCCGGUCCCAGUUCAUGUGAGGUUAGGAAAUGUGAGGUGAGGUAAGACAACGAGGAGCCGGAAGGGAGAUGCGCGGCAAAAGACGGGGGGAGAGGGGAGAGGAAGGGCUGAGGACUCUGGAUGCUGGAAAUCUAGCUCCCGCCCUGGGGCAUCGCUGGAGAGUAGACGAGGCAUUUGAGAGGACGGGCAUUCGCCGGCCGGGGGGAGAGGGGGGAGAAAGACUUCGUACCUAGUAACCCGAAAAGAGGAUAGCAAGACAAGUAUCAAGUAUAAAUACAAGAAAGAAGGCGA